AUGGAAAACACAUGUUUUGGUUGUGGCUUUGCUUUAAUUGUACUAGUGAGCUUUUUCUUUCAUGCUAUAUGUUUAGAUAAUCAUCUAGAUCAUAAUGAUUUGGUAAUUGGAAAGAGUAGAGAAGCACUGGAAGUAAUCAUUGGCGGUGGCGGUGGCGGUAUUGGUAUUGGUGGUGGCAAUCCCCCUCAUCCUUUGUCAUGUUCACUGCCACCACCGCCUUCUCCAUGCCCAUUUGAGAGCAGACGCCUCGAGAUAGUCUACCCUAUAAUCCAAAGAUUCAAGAGCAAAAUCAAAAAGGAUCCACAAGGCAUUACCAAGACGUGGAAUGGCUAUGACAUAUGUAACAAAUACAAAGGUUUUUUUUGUGACAUCCUCAAAGACUAUGGCAUAAAGGCUCUAGCAGGAGUGAACUUCAAUGGCUUCAACUUUGAUGGACCCGAACUCGACCUCAAUGGCUUCAUUGAAGAAUUACCAGACAUAAUCGUUUUCCAUGCAAAUUCCAACAAUUUCAAAGGUUCAUUUCCAUCGAAGAUUUCCAAGCUCAAAUACUUGUAUGAACUGGACCUAAGCAAUAACAAAUACACUAGUGAAUUCCCAUACCAAAUUCUACGUUCCACCAAAUUAACUUUCUUGGACCUUAGGUUUAAUAAAUUUUCUGGGUUGCUUCCACCACAAAUUUUCAUGCUAGAUCUUGAUGUGCUCUUCGUCAACAACAACAAUUUCAUGCAAAAACUCCCUGACAAUUUGGGUUCCACCCCAGCUCUUUACUUAACCCUAGCCAACAACAAAUUUAUUGGCCCAAUCCCUAGAAGUAUUGGGUUGGGUCAAACAUCCAAAACCUUGAUUGAAGUUCUCUUUUUGAAUAACCAGCUAUCGGGCUGCUUGCCGUAUGAGAUUGGGCUUUUGGAAAAGGCCACAGUCUUCGAUGUGAGUCGGAAUUUCUUGACUGGCCCAAUUCCACAAUCUUUUGCAUGCUUGUCGAAGAUGGAGAUUCUGAAUUUAGCCAAUAAUCAGUUUUAUGGGCCUGUGCCUGAGCUCUUGUGUAAACUGCCUCAUUUGGGUAACUUGUCAUUGUCCAAUAAUUAUUUCACACAGAUAGGACCAGAAUGCUGGAAAUUGAUCCGAAAAAAGGUUCUUGACUUUAGAAUGAAUUGCAUUCCGGGCCUCCCAAUGCAGAGAUCACCGGCACAAUGUCAGGCAUUCUUGUCCAGGCCCAAGUUCUGUCCUCAAACUCCGAUGCCUUGCAAGGGGUUUAGUCGCAAUUCAAUAGAGCCGUCCGAAUUUGAUCCUAAGUCUAUAGCUCCAGCCAAGCCACCACUAUCUUACACUAUUCUGAAUCCUCACCGAUUGUAA
Molecule: messenger RNA, 1353 nt
Organism: Fraxinus pennsylvanica
Lineage: Eukaryota; Viridiplantae; Streptophyta; Magnoliopsida; Lamiales; Oleaceae
Source: the annotation of a GenBank genome assembly